Nematostella vectensis (starlet sea anemone) is the source of this 5621-nucleotide messenger RNA. Its product is annotated as serine/arginine repetitive matrix protein 1. The transcript is spliced from 14 exons. Bases 86 to 4195 code for a protein of 1369 amino acids. Gene Ontology annotation, biological process: mRNA processing; regulation of mRNA splicing, via spliceosome. Gene Ontology annotation, cellular component: spliceosomal complex. Lineage: Eukaryota; Metazoa; Cnidaria; Anthozoa; Actiniaria; Edwardsiidae. Gene Ontology annotation, molecular function: RNA binding. The record is from RefSeq and is a predicted model, not a curated record.
GCCAAUCGCGACGAUUUAUCGACUGGUCUGAGUAUUGCAUUCUGGGUAGACUUUCCCACGUGAGCGCGUCGCUUUUCUUCUCAAGAUGGCGGACGCAGGGUUCUUUCGAGGCACCAGCGCUGAGCAGGAUAACCGUUUCAGAGACAAGCAGAAGAAGUUACUAAAAUCCAUACGAUUCGAGGAUGUCUUGGAUAAAAAGGUGGAUAUGGAGAAGAUAAAUCUGGACGUCUUAAAGCCGUGGAUUACCAAACGGAUCACCGACAUGUUGGGGUUCGAGGACGAUGUUGUCCUGGAGUUCGUUUUCAACAUGCUUGAAUCUGAGAAGCAUCCUGACCCCAAGGUCAUGCAGAUCAACAUCACUGGCUUCCUUCAGGCCAAGAAUGCGCGCAUCUUCAUGGGCGAACUUUGGGAAUUGCUUGUCAGCGCACAGGAAAACAUUGGCGGCAUACCAACUGAAUUCUUGGAGAAAAAGAAAGAAGAGAUAAAACAGAGAAAGCUUGAGCAAGAACGCAUCCAAGCCAAUCUUAAGCGCCAGGGGGAGUUAAUGCAAGCGGAAGCUGACAGUACGGGUGUCGAGGACCUCACAGGGAGUUCUAGUCUCCCAGAUGAGGUCAGGAAAGCCACGGAGGCAGCAGUGCUUCUAGCAGAGAGUGCGCACCUAAAAUCACAGUUGCUAUCUUCUGAGUCUGAGGAAGCUUCUGAAGAGAACAAGCGAGUCGUUGACAAGAGUGGGGAAAAGUCAAAACCCAAUAGGUCUUUAGAGCCGGGGGAAUUAAGUUCCUCUCCAGUCACAUCACCUAGACGCAAGAGACAGUGGCGAAGCGGAGAAUCCAGUACUUCAUCAGAAAGGGAGGAAAGUGCACACAGGCCAGUUAAAAUCAAGAGAAAAAAGAAUUUGGAAAUAAGUUACAAAACUACCAGGUCACAAUCCCCAGAAAAUCUGGACAUCUCCCGUGAUUCCCCUAAGACAGUAGCUGUUGGGCACACUCCUGUAAGACCGUCGUCUGAAUGCUCUAGGAUAAAGUGGGACCUUGAUGAUAAUACACCAUUUAUAACCCGAAAGAAGAAAAUUGUGAUCCAUCGAAGUUUGGAAAUUGAUAAAAGAAUACCAAGAACAAAAAGGCACACUACAGGAAGUUUUGACCACAGAAGGCUUGGUACCAAAAUGUCAGAUUCAACUCCUGAUGAUUCUCAGGGUAGAAACACACCAAGGACACCUUCAACUCCCUAUUAUAGCACCACACACACCACAGCAACAACACCAGUAGACCGCUACACCCCUAGGUGGCAAGAGACGCAUGAACAGUACUCACGGCUUACGUCAUCACCUAUGAAUCAAGUGCUCCUUGUGGGCGACUCCAUCAUUAAGGGACUAACCCGUUACGCUAGUGUCUGGCGGGAAUACUUCAGGCCCCUGAGAGCACUGAGCUUCGGGAUAGGUGGUGACCGUACCCAACAUGUCUUGUGGAGAUUGCAAAAUGGCGAGUUGGAGAGUACACCAAGGAUUCUUGUCCUGCACUGUGGAACAAACAAUGUGAACACAGACCAUGCGUCUGAUAUUGUAGGAGGGAUUCUGGCAAUAGUCCAGUUCAUUCAAUCCAAGUCGCCGUCUACUACCAUUGUAGUGACAGGUCUUCUUCCUCGAGACUUGUAUCCAUCUUUCCGCCGCAAAAAGAUCAGCGAGGUGAACAGACAACUGGAAGAGCUCAUAGAUUUCUCUGAUGAGUUUGCAGAUGUGCACUUUUUACGGCCAGAUGAUGAUUGGGUGAGAGAGGAUGGGACUCUGGAGGAGUCAUUCUACCAUACCGACCACUUGCAUCUUGUGGAAGCAGGAGACCGCAAGCUUGCAAAGGCCAUCACCGCGCUGGUUACCAAGCUCUUAGACGCCCCACAGGGUCUUCUACCUCGUAGACUGCUCAGCAGCAAGGAACCCCGUGAUGGCCGUGCAAGGGAAGCCGCACACAAAGACAUAAAGAAAGAACGUGAUUCCUACAGAAGGUCCAGAGAUAAAGGCCGGAAGCGCAGCCAAUCACGUUCUAGCUCCAGAUCUCGCUCAUCUUCAUACUCCAGAUCCAGAUCUCGCAGUCCUGACAGGAGAAAGCGCUCCUACUCCCCUCCACCCCGACGCAGGUCACCCUUCAGGGAAAGACGCAGGUCACCCCCAAGACGCACAUCUCGCUGGAGCUCACAAUCACCAGGCCGUCGCUCCCCCGCAAGAAGGUCUAAAAGUCCAAAAAGCUUGUCCCCCUCACCACCUCGCACCAAACCCAGGAUAAAGUCAAGCCCAGCACGGUCCAGAUCCAGAUCCCAAAGUGCAAGCCCACGGCACUCUAAAUCCAAGUCACCAGCACUUUCAAAAGUACAGGUAAAAACUGAGAAGACAAGCCCUAGUCCUCCUCCCAUCAAGAAGACGAUAGGGUCCGCCUCACCGCCACCAUCCCACCACCGCUCAGAGUACAAAAAGAGAGAUGUCCAGGACUCCCCUGUGCGACAACCUUCCCUCUCUCCCUCACCUUCACCAGAACGGAAAAAAGAAGACCCCAAAGAAAAGUCCCCACCUCUUCCAAAAUCCAAAAAGAUGGCAAAUCGAAGCUACAGGAAGCACAAUUCUUCAGAGUCAGAAUCUGACUCAGGCUUGCCACCAGAACGCAAAAAGGGAUCAGUGUCACCCAGAGAUCGAAGACGGCGGAGCCCUAUGAGGAGGAGGCGGAGUAGAGAUGCCUCGCCCAGGCGCCGACGGAGAAGCGCGUCGGGGUCAGACUCAUCCCCAGACAGAAGGUCUGAGUCACCAAGAGAUAGGAGACGACGGAGCCCAGAACACAGGCGGAGGAGGGAGGCAUCCCCACCAUGCCGAGACAGAAAAAGAUACGAUUCACCGCCAAGAAGGCGAAGGCGAUCCCCAUCACCACCCCCUAGAAGAAGACGCAGAGAUUCCUACUCACCGUCUCGCCGCAGACGAGACUCCCCAACGCCUUCGCCUCCCCCAAGGCGCAGGAGAAAAUCCCCAAGCCCAUCGCCACCCCGUAGACGCCGGCGAUCCCCUUCCAAUUCCCCACCUCCAAUGCGCUCAUCACCCUUGCCUCCCCCACAGCGCAAACGAGCCUCAACCCCACCCUCCCCUCGUCGGGCACGCCGUAAGGUUGCAUCACCUGAGGAACAAGACAGACAAAAGUCAAACGGCCGGAACUCAAGAUCCGUUUCUCCAUCUGCAGUGAAAAGGACCAAGGGAAGCAAGAGGUCUGAAUCACGCUCAGUGUCACGUUCACCAGAGCGUGACAGGAAAGGACGUGACAGUGCCAAGAAGGAGCGCCAAUCACACUCAGAGUCGCCUCAGAGAGUAACCAAGUCGAGCAAGGAGAGAGUGCGUGACCCAUCAGCCUCCUCAUCAUCAUCAGCGGAUGAGCCAACGCCUGUCAAGGGGGCCAAACGAGUUGGCCGGCGCUCACGCAGCCGUUCAGCAACACCACAAAGAAAGCAAACCAGGCACCGCCAUUCUGCUUCCCCCGAGCCUCGCAAAAGACCACGCCACCAGUCAAGGGAGAGACGUCCGUCCUCCUCUCCCCCUCGGCGGUCACGUCCUCAACGAACCUCCCCAUCCCCACGCCGCACUCCUGAGGACAGACGGAGGUCACGUGGUAGCCGCCGUUCACCCUCACCACCCAAGCGCGAACCUCGGCGGCGCAGCCCCUCUGCCUCCCCACCAAGACGGGAAGCCCGCAAGCGAAGUUUGUCACAAUCCCCAAAACGGGAGGUGCGUAGGCGUGGCAGCCCCUCUCCUUCAGAAGGCAGGAAGAAACCAGUGGAUGUGGAGAUGGGGGAAGAAGAGGCCCCGCCCUGUAAGGCGGCGGGUAAGAGCCCGUCAGCUGAUGAAGAGCCAGCAGAGGAAGCUCCGUCCAAGGCUCUGUCAGGCGAGGAGGACGAAUGGGUUGAGAAAGAAGGCAAAGAAAAGAAGAAGAAACACAAGAAGCAUAAGAAACACGGCUCCGCGAAACACAAGAAGAAAGACAAGAAACACAAGAAGCAAAAAGAAAAGCAGAAAACUAGUGAUGGUUCUGAGAGCGAUGAGGCGCCAGUGCCGCGUGAGGAUGACGAUAACGAAAACCUGGAGAAGAAACUCCGCGAGAAAGCGCUACUAUCCAUGCGUAAACACAAGGAGCCGAACACAGAAGAGGACGAAAUGGAUACCGUGGAUUAGACAACCCCUGCGCCACAUUCUCACGCCUUGUGGGGCCCUAGAAGAGCCAUUGGUGACACUGGAGAAGAUAAUCGUCCGUCAUUCUCAAAAUAUAAUGAUACUAGAGAUGUGAUUGAAGAAAGUUACCCUUCCAUGCAGCCCUACAUGCAAUAGAACGUGUCCAUGCGACCAGCUUUCCAAAGAUGGUUAUGUUUUGGAUUAUUGAAAGCAAAGUCUGUCCACACCAGUUUUCCUAAUGUCCUUUGCACAACAGCUUACAGGCUGCAUCCGCUCUGUCAUCAAAACUACUUCUACGUGUAUCCAGCCUAAGUCACACUGGCAUCAAAACUUCUCCAGCCUAAGUCAGAAUGGCAUCAAAACCUCUCCAGCCUAAGUCACACUGGCAUCAAAACCUCUCCAGUGUGUAUGUGGCCUAAGUCAGAAUGGCAUCAAAACGUCUCCAGUGUGCAUGUGGCCUAAGGCACACUGGCAUCAAAACCUCUCCAGUUGUGUACGCAGCAUAAGGUCCUAGGAAUCAGGCUACAACAUAGAGGCGUCGACAUAAACUUGCGAACUAAAACCUGAAUCCUCUCUGUUUGUUUGUAGCUAGUCGCCAACUCUUCGUGUGUCACGCGAUAACUAGAGUUGGUUGCACAGAUUUCGCAACGCUUCUUGAUGGAAUUGUUUUUGUAGACAUUGAGAGUGCUGUAAUCUACAGGCUUGGUGCAUGACAUGACGAAUGGAAAAUGUUUGGCGGUUUUAUUUGGCAGGCUCAUUUGAUAAUGGACUCAGGUCCUACUGCCCUUGCUUGGUCGUUUUCGACAUCUGAUGUCAGGGUCAGUAUAGUGUGAACCAGAACAAAACAUUGGAAUACACAACCUUUACUCUUUUACUUCCAUGUCAAUGCACACCUAUUUCAAUUAAGGUUGCUCUUGAAAACCGCAGUGCUUCAUGGGAAACGUAUAAAUGAAUGUAUCCUAGUUUCUAAAUAACAUGAUUGUUAACUGGUAAAUAUAAAGAAUGCUAAAAUUCUCAAAUCCUGGGCUGUUUUAUUGACGCUUAUUGUCUCAUUUAUUUGAUACCCAUGAAGCCCCCCAGGUAUUCUCCAAGUGCAACCUUUUUUGAAAUAGGUGUAAAUGAACUAUCGAGAAAUUACUCAAAUUAAUUACAUGCGGACCCCCCCCCCCAUACUGACCCUGUCAUUGGUAUUUGAAGUUGAGACUUCAUGUAAUAUGGGAAUGUGAGCGUUUAAUUUGUUAUGAUUUUUAUUACGGCUCUCUAAAGGGCUUGUUUUUAUCUGUGUACUCUGAAACAAAUCUGUCAUGUAGAUACGAUCUACCUAGUAAUUGUCCACUCCCCUAUUUCUUGACCACGCCCUGUUUGUUUGCCAACAUUGGUUUAUCCGUUGUAAAGUAUGUGUACAAAUAACAAUAAAAUCUUUAUCGGA